Messenger RNA from Malus domestica (apple), 3233 nucleotides. RefSeq names its product coatomer subunit gamma-like. NCBI's taxonomy places the organism in Eukaryota, Viridiplantae, Streptophyta, Magnoliopsida, Rosales, Rosaceae. Gene Ontology annotation, molecular function: structural molecule activity. The record is from RefSeq and is a predicted model, not a curated record. Gene Ontology annotation, biological process: intracellular protein transport; intra-Golgi vesicle-mediated transport; endoplasmic reticulum to Golgi vesicle-mediated transport. Gene Ontology annotation, cellular component: endoplasmic reticulum-Golgi intermediate compartment; COPI vesicle coat; Golgi membrane.
CCGAACUCCAUCGUCUAGUUCACCAUCUGAUCUGAAGCCCUCUGUGCGGUUGUUUUUAGAAAGAAACCCUCAUUUUUCUCUUGUCAUUCCUCCUUCAAACUACCUCACUCGCGAAGCGAACCAACGAACAACACACAGAGAGAAGAGAGAGGGAGGUUUUAGUCCUACAGUUUUUGCACAUCUCAGAGAUUCACUUCGUUCUGCGAUGGCUCAGCCUCUCGUGAAGAAGGACGACGAUCGCGACGACGAAGAGUACUCUCCGUUUCUGGGGAUUGAGAAGGGUGCUGUUCUUCAGGAAGCGAGGGUUUUUAAUGAUCCUCAACUCGACGCUAGAAGAUGCUCCCAGGUUAUCACAAAGCUUUUGUAUCUACUGAACCAGGGGGAAACCUUUACAAAGGUUGAAGCUACAGAAGUUUUCUUUUCCGUGACCAAGCUUUUCCAAUCGAGAGAUAUAGGAUUGAGGAGAAUGGUUUAUCUGAUCAUAAAAGAGUUGUCCCCCUCUGCAGAUGAGGUUAUUAUUGUGACAAGCUCCCUGAUGAAGGAUAUGAAUAGUAAAACAGACAUGUAUCGGGCAAAUGCCAUCCGUGUCCUCUGUCGGAUUACAGAUGGAACCCUUCUUACCCAGAUUGAGCGGUAUCUGAAACAAGCCAUUGUUGAUAAGAAUCCAGUGGUUGCAAGUGCAGCUCUAGUCAGUGGGAUCCAUCUGCUCCAGACUAACCCAGAGAUUGUCAAAAGAUGGAGUAAUGAGGUUCAGGAAGCUGUCCAGUCAAGAGCAGCCCUUGUACAGUUUCAUGCACUGGCUUUACUUCAUCAGAUACGACAGAAUGACCGUCUUGCUGUGAGCAAGUUGGUUACCAGCUUGACAAGGGGGACUGUCCGCUCUCCAUUGGCCCAGUGCCUUUUGAUUCGUUAUACUAGUCAGGUUAUCCGCGAGUCUGGAAAUGCACAAGCGGGCGACCGUCCCUUUUACGAUUAUCUUGAGGCUUGUCUUCGCCACAAAGCGGAGAUGGUGAUUUUGGAGGCUGCUAGAGCAAUUACAGAGCUCCAUGGUGUGACCCCCAGAGAACUUACUCCAGCAAUCACUGUUCUGCAGCUAUUUCUAAGCUCUUCGAAACCAGUUCUAAGAUUUGCUGCUGUCCGCACCUUGAACAAGGUGGCAAUGACACAUCCAGUGCCUGUCACAAACUGCAACAUUGAUAUGGAGAGUUUGAUUUCUGACCAGAACAGAAGCAUUGCCACACUUGCAAUCACAACACUUCUGAAGACAGGAAAUGAAUCAAGUGUGGAUCGCUUGAUGAAGCAGAUAACUAAUUUCAUGUCAGAUAUCGCUGACGAGUUCAAAAUUGUUGUUGUGGAAGCCAUAAGAUCGUUGUGUUUGAAAUUUCCUUUGAAGUUCAGAGCUCUGAUGAACUUUUUGAGCAACAUUCUCAGAGAAGAAGGUGGAUUUGAGUACAAAAAGGCAAUUGUUGAUUCAAUUGUGAUUCUCAUUAGAGAUAUCCCUGAUGCAAAAGAAAGUGGCUUGCUUCAUCUCUGUGAGUUCAUCGAAGAUUGUGAAUUCACCUAUCUUUCUACACAGAUACUCCACUUUUUGGGCAUUGAAGGGCCAAAAACCUCUGAUCCAAGCAAGUAUAUAAGGUACAUAUAUAAUCGAGUACAUCUUGAGAAUGCCACUGUUCGCGCGAGUGCAGUUAGUACAUUGGCAAAAUUUGGUGCUAUGGUUGAUUCAUUGAAGCCGCGAGUGUUUAUUCUGCUGCGACGAUGUCUCUUUGACAGUGAUGAUGAGGUUCGUGAUAGGGCAACACUCUAUCUAAAUACGCUUGGAGGAGAUGGUUCAGUUGUUGAGACUGACAAUGAUGUAAAGGACUUCCUCUUUGGGUCUCUGGAUGUCCCACUUGUCAAUCUGGAGACAAGUUUGAAGAAUUAUGAGGCUUCGGAAGAACCAUUUGACAUUAAUUCUGUACCCAAGGAGGUUAAGUCGCAGCCACUUGCUGAGAAGAAAGCUCAAAGUAAAAAGCCAACUGGUCUUGGUGCUCUUCCAACUGGCCCUGCAUCCACAGUUGCUGCUUAUGAGACAUUGCUUUCCUCUAUUCCGGAGUAUUCAAACUUUGGGAAACUAUUCAAGUCCUCAGCACCUGUGGAGUUAACAGAGCCAGAAACUGAAUAUGCAGUUAAUGUUGUCAAGCACAUUUUUGAUAGCCAUGUUGUGUUCCAGUACAACUGCACCAAUACCAUUCCCGAGCAAUUACUGGAAGAUGUCAUUGUCGUGGUUGAUGCUUCAGAAGCUGAGGAAUUUUCUGAAGUGGCAUCCAGGUCUCUCAGGUCUCUUCCAUAUGAUACACCUGGACAAACCUUUUUGGCAUUUGAGAAGCCAGAAGGUGUCCCUGCAGUUGGAAAAUUUACAAACUUGUUGAGGUUCAUUGUUAAAGAGGUUGAUCCAACCACUGGUGAGGCAGAGGAAGAUGGUGUGGAAGAUGAAUACCAGCUGGAAGAUCUUGAGGUUGUCGCUGCAGAUUACAUUUUGAAGGUUCCAGUCUUCAAUUUCAAGAAUGCUUGGGAUAGCAUGGGUGCUGAUUUUGAGCGGGUAGAUGAAUAUGGCCUGGGGCCAAGGGAGAACUUGACUGAAGCUGUUAAUGCUGUCAUCAACCUCCUUGGAAUGCAGCCCUGUGAGGGCACAGAGGUCGUUGCCAGCAACUCAAGGUCACACACAUGCGUAUUGUCCGGUGUGUACAUAGGCAAUGUGAAGGUUCUUGUGCGGUUGUUAUUUGGAAUUGACAGUUCAUCGAAGGAGGUUGCGAUGAAACUUACUGUCAGAUCGGAGGAUGGAGCUGUCAGUGAUGCCAUUCAUGAGAUUGUGGCCAGCGGCUAGUUGGUUAAUGCUGUCAUUGAACAACAGCUUUUUCACUUUUCUAUAAUGAGAGCAGUGGCGGGGGAUACGGCUGCAUACAGAUCAAAAUAUUUUGUAGAAAGAAAUGAACAUUACUAGUUUGAGGUCGAGGGGCUUGCGAGAGGUCAAUUUGCAUUUUCGAUUGAGCGUUUGGCUGCUCAUCUGCUUAAUUAGUAAUAAUUUGGUCGGAAUCGUAUCGUGUCAAGAUAUCGUUGGAUUGAUAUACCAGUCACCCAAUUUUUCUUGUUUAUUCAAGUGUAGUUUUUCUUUCCAAUUACAUUUGUUGUGGUAGACCUGAAUUUUGAGACACCGAAUCGCAAAGAAGAUAAUUGUAUUACUGUUUGGUUCC